CAUACACAGUGAAGAUACGAAGAUCUCGGCGCCAUGAUCAUCCUGAAGCUAGGCGCUCUGUUAGCAGUCUUGUCUGAUACAAGUGUACACGGCAUCCUGCUCGAGACAUACAAAGGCGUGACGACGUUUGUUACACCUUCCCAUGUGUUCUUGAACAACCAGUCAGAUUAUUUCUUCUUCGAGGUAAUGUCCUGUGGGAUUGUAAACGUAACACUACUUGAUGAGAUCGCCACCUAUUCCGUCAAACUAGAACUUUCAGAGCAUGCCAACAAGUCGACACCGUAUGCCUGCUACAGGGAAAGUUGCUCAUCGAGCGCGGAAAUUAGUUUCUCGGCCGGUGACUACUGCUCUGGGUAUAAAGCAUUCUGGAUAAAAAGAAGUUUCCUACAAACUAUCCCUAAAAUGUUUUUUGGAGACGGUUGCACAGUGGAGACAGGUGGCCUAACAGGUUUUUAUGUAGAAGGGAUGGAAAGCCUAUUCAACAACCCACCAUUCGCCAAGAUGGAGUUGAGUUCCGCCCGAACAGCGAUGUGGAAGCUUGGGUCAUCAGUUUGCCAGCCAGCCACUACAACUGUGGCACCGACUACAACAUCCCUAGUUCCAUGUCCCUCUGGCAAGAAUGGAGGGUCAUCAACCUCGGUGCUGUCAUUGACGACGACCCUUCUGAUCUAUAUGUCCGCAAGCCUCUAGGAUCUGAGAUUAGCUAGAAAGUUUCACCAGACAGCGCUUGAGACACACUGUUAUCCUCCCUUUACGGAUCCGCCGAUUGUAAAUUUUGUUGAAAUUGAAAAAAAUAAUUAUUAUGAUAAGAUUUGGCAAAAAAGAAUUUUCGAAACAAGGACCCACUGAAGAUGACAUACAUUAAACAUUGGAGUCAAAA
Haliotis rufescens (red abalone) is the source of this 880-nucleotide messenger RNA. RefSeq lists its product as uncharacterized. The record is from RefSeq and is a predicted model, not a curated record. Lineage: Eukaryota; Metazoa; Mollusca; Gastropoda; Lepetellida; Haliotidae. Bases 34 to 690 code for a protein of 218 amino acids. The transcript has 3 exons.